AUGCCGCCAAAACGAGAUAAUGACCGACAAGAUGCUCAUUUGGAAGACUUGGAUCGAAGAACGGAUGAUCUAGGGUUUCAAAUUGAUCGGGUUGAUCGUAGGGUUGAAGGUCUCGCAGAGGGGAUCGAUGAGAUUCGGGAAGCUAUGCGGAUGAUGAUGGCGCAAGGGACGGCGGACCGUGACCCAGCAGGCCGGGCGGGUCGCGGCGGGGCUCGAGGCAGACGCGGCGGAAGGGGCUUCGACGGGGCGCACUGUCGACGCUCGCCACCUUCGUCUCCUGGCCAUGACAGCAACGACGAGACACAGCCGGAUAUCAACCCCUUCGGUGACCGACGUGUCCGCUGGGACGACGACGACCGUGGCGAGGACAACGAGGAUGACGAAAAUAACAAUCAACCACCAAAUUUGCAAAAUGAUCCUCCAAAUACUCGAAAUCUCAUAACGGUCCUCAGCAUCGACGGCGGAGGCAUACGAGGUAUUAUCCCGGGAGUUCUGCUCGCGUAUUUAGAAUCCCAGCUCCAGGAGCUGGAUGGUGAAAGCGUGCGAAUUGCAGACUAUUUCGAUGUAAUUGCAGGGACGAGCACCGGAGGGCUGGUGACGUGUAUGCUGACGGCGCCUGAAAAAAUUACUAACAGACCGCUUUAUGCCGCCAAGGAUUUAGUUCCUUUCUAUUUGGAACACUCGCCUAACAUUUUUCCUCAGCCCAGGGACCCAUUUACAGGUUUGAUGAGUAAGGUGAAGGGCUUUAUAGGGCCAAAAUACAAUGGAAAGUAUCUCCACGCUCUAACAAGACAAAUGCUGGGCAACACAAGGUUGCAUGAGACCUUAACCAAUGUUGUCAUUACAUCAUUUGAUAUCAAGAAACUUCAACCAGCCAUUUUUAGCUCUUAUACGGCGCCAAAGGACUCUGCAAUGGAUGCUCUGUUAUCAGAUAUAUGCAUCAGCACCUCAGCUGCACCAACUUUCCUCCCUCCUCACUAUUUUGAGAACAAAGGGACAAAAUUCGAUCUUGUAGAUGGUGGUGUUGUUGCAAAUAACCCGACAUUGGUGGCUAUAUCAGAGGUGACUAGAGAGACUUAUAACAAGAAUCCUGAUUUUUUCCCAAUAGAGCCCAUGGAUUAUGGUCGUUUUCUUGUGAUUUCGCUUGGUACGGGUGCUAGGAAAAACGAGGAAAGAUACGAUGCGAAACGCGCUGGGCAGUGGGGCGUUUUCGGGUGGCUGUACGUAACACCGAGUCCAUUGCUAAGGGCUUAUAAUCAGGCAAAUGUGGACAUGGUCGACUUUCACAAUGCCGUGGUGUUUCAAGCUCUUCGUUCACAACACAAUUAUCUUCGCAUCCAAGAUGACACAUUAACUGGGAAGCUCGCUAACAUGGACAUUGCAACAAAUGCAAACUUGAAAAAUCUAGUUAAGGUUGGUGAAGAGCUCUUGGAAAAACCAGUUUCAAGAGUUAAUUGUCAAACAGGAGCUUAUGAACCUAUUGAGAAUGGUGGGACUAACAUGGAAGCACUUAAAAGGUUUGCUAAAUUACUGUCCGAUGAAAGAAAAUUGCGGCUUUCCAACUUUAACUCUGUCUGA
Striga hermonthica is the source of this 1578-nucleotide messenger RNA. NCBI's taxonomy places the organism in Eukaryota, Viridiplantae, Streptophyta, Magnoliopsida, Lamiales, Orobanchaceae. The record is from the annotation of a GenBank genome assembly.